Molecule: messenger RNA, 1117 nt
Organism: Etheostoma spectabile (orangethroat darter)
Lineage: Eukaryota; Metazoa; Chordata; Actinopteri; Perciformes; Percidae
Gene: pet100
Product: PET100 cytochrome c oxidase chaperone
Exons: 4
Coding region: 129-365 (78 amino acids)
Biological process (GO): mitochondrial respiratory chain complex IV assembly
Cellular component (GO): mitochondrion; mitochondrial inner membrane
Source: RefSeq, a predicted model, not a curated record
UGGCAACCCAAACGCAUGCGUCGUGGCUUUCAAAUGAUUGGACCUUCCAGAAACCCGGAAGUAGCGUGAAGGUCUUUGGUAAUGGUCGGAGUUUGUUUCAAUGUUGUGGGCCCGGUAUCGAUGUGAAAAUGGGUGUUAAAAUAGAGGUGUUUAGAAUGAUGUUAUAUCUGUCCUUUCCCGUGACCAUGUUCUGGAUCUCAAACCAGGCGGAGUAUUUUGAAGAGUACAUAGUGAAGAGAAAGAGGGAGAUCUUCCCCCCUGACGAGGGACUGCAUAGGAAAGAGUUGGAGGACUUCAAAGAGCGAAUGCGUGUACGUAAGGAGCAGCGAAUAUUAAAAGAGAUUUCCAUGGAGUCUGAGAAUUGAUGAGUAUGUGUUGAAAAAAUGCAUAAAUUCCCAGCACCACCGAUGGAGAAUUAUCUGGCAAUAUUUUUUGGGCAAAAUAAACUGGUCGGACUGGAGUAAGAGGAGGACACAUUGGAAAGAAGUUAACACAUCCCAAAGGUGUUAUGGGAGUUUUCCCGGGAGUGAUUGUGCCUAAUAUGCAUUUUUAAAUGUACAUGUGUGAUUUUUUUCGUCAUGCCAGCAUUCUGUGUGUUUUGAAUGCCUCAUGCAUCACUUGAGUUGCUGUGAUUGUCAUAAACUAAUUGAGUUAUAUCUCCAGGUGGAUCUUAUGUCUAUAGAAUGCAUUCACCCCCGUGGAUUUUUUUCUAUGUUUAUUGUUUCAUAACAUUGUAUCAAAGUGGAUGUAAUUAGGCUUGUUUGAUAUUGAUAACAAAAAGAGACCUUAUUACCAAAGUGUUAAAAGGUAACCGUUUGCAUUAAAUAUUCACUCCUUGAUAUCAAUACUUAUCAGAGGGACACGUGUUAGCAAUGUCUACCUAAAGUUUAUGUUACAAAGUCUGGGUAGCUUUAGCUUUACAUUCUGGGUUGCCUUAUUGGAAACUCAAAUUCCCCUUAAGUCACAAUUCACUUACAGACUGUUGCAGGUUUUCUUUUGUGGUUUAUCUGUAAUUGGCUGCAUUCAUUGUUAAUGUAAAGCAAGUGGCUGCGCCUGUGAUGAUUAUUUUCAGUUGUGUGAAACUAUGACAUUAAAUAAUUGUUUUUCUGCUUAUUAA